Messenger RNA from Rhododendron vialii, 4759 nucleotides. RefSeq names its product putative disease resistance protein At4g19050. Bases 448 to 4476 code for a protein of 1342 amino acids. Lineage: Eukaryota; Viridiplantae; Streptophyta; Magnoliopsida; Ericales; Ericaceae. The transcript has 5 exons. The record is from RefSeq and is a predicted model, not a curated record. Gene Ontology annotation, molecular function: protein binding; ADP binding.
ACAUUGGCAUUGGUAAAAUGCCUUUUUAGUUAUUUUAGAGAGGAGAAAUUCAAAAAAUAGCCUUGCAUUAGAUUAGGUAAAAUAGUGGGUAAAAUACAUUUAUAAAUAGAGCUUAGCCAUUUUUAUCUAAAUACUAUUCACAUUCUUUUUUUUUUUUUAUUGUUUCUUUCUCUCUCUCCUCCCUCCUGGGAAAAAAAUAAUAGGAAAAGAAUAAAAAUAUAUAUAUUUUAAUUAGUGUUAGAUAAAAUAGAUAGUAUUGAUACAGUUGUGAAAGAAAAAAUAAAUAGUUAAAAUAGAAUUGUGAACUGUUCGCGGUAUUAUACCAAUCCAUCGGUAAACUUGCUCUUAGACACUGCAGGGAUUCCUCUUUCGCCCAUCAUCACCUCUAAGCCUUUGCCUCGCCGACUUCCACCUCUGGGCACCGCCGUUGCGACCAACCGUUUCAGGAUGGCACAGGAUAGCUCCCAAUUGAGUAUCAAUAUUACUUCUACUACGGCCUCUACAGUGGUUCAGCGGAAGGAGGCUAUCUUCAAGCUAUUAAGUGAUGAAAGUGUAAAGAAAAUUACUCUUACUGGGGAUUCUGGAGUGGGAAAAACAUGGACGGCUAAACUGGUAAGUGUGGAUGCAAAGAAAGAAGGUUUGUUUGAGAUCGUUCUCUGGGUAUUCCUCGAUAGCAAAUAUAACGAGGCUGCUGUUCGUGAGAGUAUUGCUCGUCAAUUAUCUCUGCUUUCCCUUGCUGAUGAGUGGGAUGGUGGGGAUGAUGUUAAGGAGGCAGAGAAGGUGAAAAAAAAUGAAAACAUACAAGAGAUGAUUGCCAAAUCUGUUGCGAGAAAAAGGCUUCUUCUAAUUUUGGAUUAUAAGGGAAAAAAUAAAAUGGAUGUCGAACAGAAAACGCUGGAAUUGGAAAGCCCUCCAAUUGAGGAAGAGAUGGCAUUUGAAUCGGAAGACCUAAUUUUGGAUGACGAAGGAAUGAAAUUGAAUGAAGAACAGAUAAUAUCCAAUUUGGAAACCAUGCUGAAUCUCGAUAGCCAAAGCUCAUACAAGGUUAUAAUCACCAGAGUGAAUGCUUCCACGGGAACAGAAGGAGUUAUACGGGUGGAGCCUUUGUUGGAAAAAGAGUCACUGUUCUUAUUGGAAAAAAGGGUUGGGGGAGGAGUUCAUGAUGUUCCAGCCAUCAAGUCAUUAGGUGAAGCCUUCAUUCAAAAGACAAAACAUAUGCCUGGUUCAAUUAUCUUGAUGGCUAAAACCUUUAGUUAUUUUAUUCAACAUGGCUGUGGGGUUGGGAUGCUUAAGAGGGCUUUGGAAGAAGCAUCUACUGAGGAAUGCUAUAAUCUAAACCAGCUUCUAUGCAAUGGGUAUGAUCUUGUGUUGCCUAGGAGCAUCAUAAUUGACUGCUGUCGACAACAAAGUCACUUCUUUCUGGGCCACGGAAAAAGCAUCUAUUACAAUGAGUUGAUAGCAUACUGGAUUUUGGAAGGAUAUCUCGGACACGUCGACUGUCUUGAGAAGGCAUAUGAGAAGGGUCAUUCUGUUCUCAUUGAGCUUGUGGAUUGUCAAGUGCUCAGAAACUUGGAGGGUGGCUUUGUUACAGUGGGCAGUGGAACUAACCGUUUGGAAGACUUAGAUCGUUAUGGAUUUGGGGGGAGAGCAAGUCUUGGGUUGGCUGAUCUAUUUACGGUUGGCAACUGGGAAGGAUUCGGUAGACUCACGAAUAUAGAUGGAAUGGUGAAAUCAAUUUGCAAAGGCAUAAAGGGGCUGAAAUUAUCAACACUUUUCCUUGAUGGUUGCCAUUGUUCGGAAAUCCUGGAUUGUUUCUACUCGUCAAAGCAGAAACUAAGAGAAGAACUUCAAGUUCUUGCCAUUUUCAACCCGACCUUCGAAUCACUGCCCCAACUCUUGAAUGACUUGCACGAGCUUGUUGUGCUUGUGCUCAGAAGUUGUGAUUUUUUGGUGAAGAUCGACCACAGGUUUGAUUUCAAAAAUUUGACUGUUCUUGAGAUAUCCAAUGCUAGCUCUUUGAAGAAAAUUCCAGAUGAUUUUUUUGAUCAUAUUCCCAAACUUGAAAGCCUGCAUAUAUCCGAGCUUUACCUCAAUCCUCUACCUCCGUCUAUUUACAAUCUUAAAGAAUUACGCUGGCUCAUACUUAGAGGGUGUUCUUGCUUCCGAACACUAAACAGUCUGAAAAAUUACAAAAAACUUUUGGUACUUGAUGUUUCUGGCGCCACGUAUUUGACAAAAUUUGAAGACAAAGCCUUUAACCACACUCCACAUCUUCAAACGCUUAAUCUUUCGCUUACCUCUAUUACAUUGGUACCAAAACUUUCCGAUCUUAAAGAGCUUACUCGUUUCUCACUAAGUGGCUGUAAACACUUACAAAGAUUUCGUAGAACUCACUCACUUCCUAGUCUCCAAGUUCUCGAUCUUUCAGGAGCUAUAAAUUUUAAAGAAUUCCAUGAGCUUUCACCAGAUCUUCCUACAGGCAUUAAAAUUCUAGAUCUAUCUGAGACUCGUUUACGGGAUCUUCCUUCUUCGAUGAAUCCUCGUCAUCUCUUUCUAAAACGUUGCUCUGAGAUACAAAAACUGACACACACCGAAACACUUCAAAACCUCGAGGUACUUGAUCUUUCAGGUACCACAAGUCUGGUGGAAAUUGAAGACGAAUUCUUUAGCAAUCUGGAUUCUCUUCAAAUUCUCAACCUUUCGGAAACUAGCAUACAAAGUCUUCCAUCCCUUUCAAAGGCUUCUGACCUCCGUCAGCUACUUUUAUCGGGCUGCAAUUCUUUGACAGAAAUCAAAGAUGAGUCCUUUGAGCACAUGUCCUGCCUUGAGCAUCUUGACCUCUCUGAGACCCAUAUUAAGUUUUUGCCUUCGCUUCAGAAUAUUAGCAACCUCUCCGUGCUCUCACUUAAAAGAUGUACCCAGUUGAAAAAACUUCCACCGCUUGAAACAUUGUCAAAUCUUGAGGAGCUAUAUUUGUGCGAUAUUUACUGUUUGAAGGAAAAGGGAGCUGGAUUUUUGGAGCACAUGAGCCAACUUCGGAUUCUUGACCUCUCUGCAACCCUGAUUGAGGAUUUACCGUCCAUGUCAAAUCUCAAAAGCCUUCAUCAGCUAUAUCUAACAGGUUGUCACCGCUUACAAAGGGUGCCGAAUUUGGAAGAGUUGACGACACUCGAGGUUCUGGAUCUUUCUGGAACAGCGAUCACUUGUCUACCGCAGAUGGAUAAUUUCAGUAAACUCAGGAAACUUCUCCUUACGGGAUGCACAAAUUUGGAAGGGUUUUUCCCAGUGGAGAUGCUUGAUCUGUUGGGGACUACCGUUGAUCAGCUUCCCUACGGAAUCUCGAACUUGACGAAUCUUGAAUUCCUUGAGAUUCCAAGCACGAAAAAUACUCAAGCAGCAGAGGGAACAAAUACAGAUUUCCCACAAGAAUGGCUGCAACCUUACCAGUGGGGCAUCUCCAGUUUUGAAAAGCCUUCCAUAUCUAUAUCUGGUGCGCUUUUCGUCCAAUUCCUGGAGAAAUAUCCCUCUGUAUUGGAGAGAAGCUUCACACAGUUUCAUCUAUGUGUUCGCCCUACGAAGGGGGAAAAAGAGAGCAAGAGUUCAUAUUCUUAUAACAACAACUGCACUUUCAGAGAUAUCCGCUUCCUGCAGGCUGCAGAAUUUUGUCGUUUUAAAGAGCAACGAUCCCUCGAGAUUCAUGGGUUCGACCGUUUCCCCGAGGGCAUUGAGGGUGUGCUCUCCAAUGCUGACUGUGUGUGUUUUAUUAAUAACACUUUCGUCAACUGGACAUGGUUUUCACGUAUUGGUGUUUCUAAUCUCAAGGCAAUGACAGGCUGCUGGAUAGAGGGAUGCACAGAAAUGAAGGGUGUUUUUAACAGGGGAAAGGCAAGCGAUAUUGCUGAAUUGGGGAAGAAAUUACAGUUUCUGGGGAUUUCAAAUGCUAUUAAUUUGCGAACUACACACGAUAGUCAGUGCUUUCAGAAUCUUACUUCUCUAUAUCUUGAUUGUUGUCCGAAGCUUAGUUUUGUUUUCUCUUCAUACCGGCUGCCAGAAAAUCUGAGAGUUCUUCAAGUUAAGUUUUGCGAUAAAUUGGAGAGAGUAUUUAAUGUUCCACAAGCAUCGCCAGAGCCUGAAUUACGGAACUUGGAGAAGCUGUAUCUGUGGGAACUUCCAGAGGUCAAGAGCAUAGGAUGCAGAUUACCAUCCCUACAAACUCUAACGGUAUGGGAGUGCCCAAAACUGCAGAAAUUGGAGGACACUAUAGGAUUUGCAGAAAGCUUGCAGACCUUGUGCAUUUCAAAUGUUGUUGAUUUGAAGAGCAUUAACACGGCAAGUGAGCAGCUUGAUACUUUGAUUCUCGAGAGUUGCCCGAAGCUCAAAAGUGUUCUUUCUUUGAACCAGCGGCCACAAAGUCCCACAACUCUCAAAAUCAGAUCAUGCAACGAAAUGAAGAGCAUAUUUGGCAACAGCAGAUGAACAAAAAAGGGAAGUGUUGGAUUAGUUUCUUCAUCUCCAGCAACUAGUGGUUCAAAGAGGCCAUCUGAGUCGUCCAUGGAGUCGACCAACCCCAAAAACAAUGCUGCCACUGGUCCUGAUCAAGCACCUGCCAAAGCAAUCAAGACACUGAGGAGACUUGCUCAGAAUCGAGAGGCAGCUAGGAAAAGCAAACUUAGGAAAAAGGCUUAUGUUCAGCAGCUAGAAACAAGUAGGAUUAAGCUUACACAACUUGAACAAGAGCUACAAAGGGCUAGAUCACAAG